This is a messenger RNA of Linum trigynum, 231 nucleotides long. The record is from the annotation of a GenBank genome assembly. Lineage: Eukaryota; Viridiplantae; Streptophyta; Magnoliopsida; Malpighiales; Linaceae.
AUGGGUCACGCGGCGGGUCGGACCGGCCGCCUGCGAGCUUUGUCCGUAACGCAUUCCGAAAUCAAACGCGGCGGAAGCGUGGCCGCGUCCAUCAAGCGACACGGGCAUCACGAGUCCCUCGAGUCCCUCGAGCUGGUCCGUUGCUUCCCCGUCGAGCUCCGCGUGAUUUCGGGCUUCAGAAUGCUGACCGCUCUGGAACCGCGUGAUUUCGAUUCGGAUAACGAUAUAUAA